GAGCCCAGUUUGGUUGUGACUUUUGUUGUUUCACUGGGGCAGAACCCAACGGAGGCUGAGCUCCAGGACAUGAUCAAUGAGGUCGAUGCUGAUGGUAACGGCACCAUUGAUUUUCCAGAGUUUCUCAACCUUAUGGCUCGCAAGAUGAAGGACACUGACUCAGAGGAAGAGCUCAAGGAGGCCUUCCGGGUGUUUGACAAGGACCAAAACGGUUUCAUCUCUGCAGCCGAGCUCCGCCAUGUCAUGACAAAUCUUGGUGAAAAGCUAACCGAUGAGGAGGUGGACGAGAUGAUCCGUGAGGCUGAUGUUGAUGGUGAUGGUCAGAUCAACUAUGAGGAGUUUGUCAAGGUCAUGAUGGCCAAGUGAGCCACCAAACGAUAAUCUCAAGGAGGAGAAGAUUGUGCAUUGCAUAUUAGUCAAGAUGCAACUCUUAUUUCAUCAACUUCCUGUGGAACGUUCUACUAGCUGUAGUUGCUAAAAGGACAGUACAGUUCCUGCCGUGUUGUUCUCUCCACUGUGUUUUCAGAUCUUGUGUUUUAUGUGAACCUGUAAUGCUUGCCUUCCCUGUAUGUCCUGAUUGCAGUUGGACCCAUAUGUAGCUAUAUUUUUUUCCAUUUUGACUGUCAGUAUUGAUGGAUGGCCGGUUGUUGUCUUUUGCCAUAAUAU
Phragmites australis (common reed) is the source of this 666-nucleotide messenger RNA. RefSeq names its product calmodulin-2/4-like. Bases 70 to 366 code for a protein of 98 amino acids. The record is from RefSeq and is a predicted model, not a curated record. Gene Ontology annotation, molecular function: enzyme regulator activity; calcium ion binding. The transcript has a single exon. NCBI's taxonomy places the organism in Eukaryota, Viridiplantae, Streptophyta, Magnoliopsida, Poales, Poaceae.